This is a messenger RNA of Schistocerca cancellata (South American locust), 910 nucleotides long. RefSeq lists its product as uncharacterized. Bases 156 to 740 code for a protein of 194 amino acids. Gene Ontology annotation, molecular function: chitin binding. NCBI's taxonomy places the organism in Eukaryota, Metazoa, Arthropoda, Insecta, Orthoptera, Acrididae. The transcript has 5 exons. The record is from RefSeq and is a predicted model, not a curated record. Gene Ontology annotation, cellular component: extracellular region.
UGGAGCUGCAGAAAGCUGUGAGGAUCAUCUUAGUGCUGUCGAGCGCUUUAUCUUCCACCGCCGCCGUCUCAAGACCACAGAGGUCUGACUUCACUCAACGGGCGUACUGUUCAGCGCCUGGGCAAAUCUUCUGCAGCGCAGACUGCUCACAGGUGAUGGUGUGUCUUGGCAACCAAGAAAUCGGAUACAACAAUGCAACGAUAAUGCAGUGUGACGUGGCGAACGGUAUGUUAUGCAGCGCAGACCAAGCAACGUGCCUACCGGCGAGUGAGUCAACAUGUUGCGUAUGUCAGGAGCCAACCUUCACAUGUCACUCCGUCGCACCUUUCCCUGACCCGUACGACUGCCAGAAAUAUCAUCUCUGUACUGCGAUCGGACAGCAGCCUACAACUGGAUCGUGCCGUCGUACUGAUGCAGCCUACAACCCUCUCACGGCAGAUUGCACACUAACAACUUCUGACCGCGUCUGCACGGAAGGACCAAUCAAGCCUUGCACUGCGUCCCUCGAGAUAGGCGUCGUUCCGGAGAACCCGGCAAUCUACUACAUCUGCAAGCCGAGCGCAUUCGGCUUCAUCCCAGAGAUGUACAAGUGUCCUGAUGGCUAUAUCUUUGACGUGAAUUUUGCUGCUUGCGUUAAAUCCAGUACAUCGUCCGGCGGACAUUUUCAACAGCAUCCUACUCGUCAGGCAACAAGUGUUCCGUGGAGCCGCAAGUUUUCGCCGGCCUUGGCGACAGUCUGAACUAGACCGGUGGACGAGUGGGUGCGCUUCGACUGUCUUACUGCAGGCCCGUUCAGCACAAAGACCGUAAGCUCAUCUCUACCAUAAAGCGUUCCUCGGCCAACGUUUAUCAGCAGUACUAUUGUAACAUUUGGUACUAAUAAAGGACUUGUUGAUACUACGAAACUGUA